UUUCCUGUGGUUAACUUUACUUCCUGUAUAGUACUUUUCUGUUAUUGUGGUUUCUGUUCAUUAGUAGGUUCUUUCUGUAUAGUUGUUCUUUGUUCCCUUUGUGCCUAGCUAUAGGGGCCCACUCCAGGCGGCUCUUUGUGUAUGGGAGCCUCUGCUCCACUGCCUUUUGUCUUGUACAUACUUAUACCUUUGUUCUUGUGCAUUUUAUCAGUUGUUGAAUACGAUUUCACUAAACUCAAAUGUCUGCAUGAACCUGCGACAUAACAAUUGGUGACAAGGAUUACAACGGCAACCAAACCAAGUACUACCCCAUGGCUCAUCUCUCAAUCGGCACUAUUGGCUCCUUCCAACCCAGCACGGAGGAUUGGAAAGCGUAUACAGAGCGAUUUGAACUACAUUGAUGAUGCAGACAUACGUCGUGCAACACUUCUCACUGUGUGCGGACCGUCAACGUAUGGACUCGUCUGUGAUCUCCUUGCUCCCGCUGCUCCUACCGAAAAAACAUUCGAAGAACUUGUUGCUCUGGUUCAGGAACACCAGCAGCCUACACCCUCACCCAUCGUCGAGAGGUACACUUUCUUUACAAGAGUGCAACACUCAGGAGAGACGAUCAAUGACUAUGUGGCCCAGCUCCGCAAGAUUGCUAAACACUGCCAGUUUGGCGAAACCCUCAACGACAUGCUCCGAGACCGUAUUGUUUGUGGAUGUCGAGACAAGAAGCUCCAGUACAAGCUUUUGGCUGACCCUGCACUCACCUUUGACAGCGCUCUGGCUGUUGCAAAGGCAUCGGAACUAGCCGAUCGUGGCACCAGAAAUUUCUCUGGACAGGACGCGUCUGUAAACCGUCUAUUGGACAACCGUCAACGCAAGCCACCACCCCCUCGGGAGAAACCUCCCUCAAUUGGCCCAACACAACCGUGUUUUCGUUGUGGUGCAGCUCAUCCGGCAACUACGUGCAAGUUUCGCACAAGCACUUGUCACUACUGCAAGAAGCAAGGGCAUAUCUCAAAGGUCUGCAGAAAGAGAACAAGAGACUCAAAAGCAGACAAAACUGCAUCUAGAUCUACUAACCAGCUGACUGGUUCUGAUGAUGAGGAGGAGGACACAGAUGAGUACCGCUUGUUCUACUCCUCCGCUGGCCGCACUCAGCCAAUCACUGUACCUGUUACUCUCAAUGGACUGGAUACUACCAUGGAAAUUGACACAGGUGCAGCCCUCUCUGUGAUGAAUGAACACACAUACCGAUUGCUGUGGCCUAAACGGAAACCCCCUCUCAAACCCACUUCAAUCCGACUCAAGACCUACACUGGUGAGCACAUUGUGGUAAAGGGCAUAAUUCGUGUGCAUGUUCUGUACCAAGCACAGCAGGCUGAAUUGGAUCUCCUUGUUGUUGCUGGCAAAGGACCCUCCUUGCUUGGACGAGACUGGCUGGAGAACCUAAGACUGGAUUGGCACAGCAUUAAAUACUCAACGAUUGUGGCCGACGAUCUCCAGGAGAUCUUGGACAAGCAUUCCACAGUGUUCGGGAAGGACCUCGGGCACAUCAAGGAUGCUCCUGCCACUAUUCAUAUUGAUCCAGCGCACAAACCUCGAUUUUGCAAGGCCCGUCCUGUUCCCUACUCUCGCCGCUCGAAAGUGGAGAAAGAAAUCUCACGUCUCGAAGAACAAGGCGUUAUUGAACCGGAGUUCUCCGAUUGGGCAGCUCCUGUCGUACCGGUGGUCAAGAAGGAUGGCUCUAUCCGACUGUGCGGUGACUACAAGGUUACUGUCAACACUGUGGCUAAACCUGACACUUACCCUCUACCUCGUAUUGAGGACAUCUUUGCCUCUCUGGCAAAUGGUAAAUCAUUUACUAAGUUAGACCUUGCACACGCCUACCAACAGAUCUCACUGACGGAGGAAUCCAAGGUCCUGAUGACUGUCAACACUCACAAGGGUCUCUUUCGGUACAACCGUCUACCGUUUGGGGUCUCAGCUGCUCCAUCGAACCAUGGAGAGCCUCAUGUGCAGGGUCUACCUCACGUAGUGGUGUAUAUUGACGACAUCCUCGUGACAGGAUCCACUGAAGAAGAGCACCUCCGCACUCUAGAAGAAGUCCUAGACAGACUUGAGAAGGCCGGAGCUCGCCUGAAACGUGAGAAAUGCAGAAAUGCAGAUUCAUGCUUCCCAUGGUGGAGUACCUAG
Messenger RNA from Halichondria panicea, 2184 nucleotides. RefSeq lists its product as uncharacterized. Bases 679 to 2184 code for a protein of 501 amino acids. NCBI's taxonomy places the organism in Eukaryota, Metazoa, Porifera, Demospongiae, Suberitida, Halichondriidae. The transcript has a single exon. Gene Ontology annotation, biological process: proteolysis. The record is from RefSeq and is a predicted model, not a curated record. Gene Ontology annotation, molecular function: aspartic-type endopeptidase activity.